CCCCAUCGAAAUUGACGUUUAGUAAAGCGCGAUUUGUCUCGGUAAUAUAUUCUGCGCGUUAAUAACUUCUCGGACGUUACGCAUGUGACUGAAAUGAAAUCCAUGUACACUUCGUAUAUAUCGCAGUGAUAAGCGCAAUCACGGAGAGACAUGUAUAAACGGUAGCGAUAUGCGUUAUUCGACGGUAUCCGUUCGUCCAUCGAUAAAUCGUCAUCGUCGUGACUAAUCCGAAUCGUCGAAGAGGAAUCACGUCUAUGUUUGGAAACGAUCGAAACAGGUUGUGAUCUGGUGCGAAAUGGCGAUCACCGCCGUAGCCAGUUGCCUGGGUCCCCCGCUGCCGCCCGGGAAGCGAUCCCUGCGAAGGGGCUCUCCCGCGAGGAAGUUGUCGUCCACCUACAGGAGCUUCCGGGAUCCCGCCGUGGAGGCUUGGCUCCUCCAUGGGGCUCCGGACGAUCCGAUACCGCGCGAGAAGAUCACCGCCAUUAAUCAAGGAACGGGUCUCUUCAGAAGCUGCUCCGAGGGCAACUUGCGGGCGCGCGAAACGACAAGGGUCUCGCUGCCGAGCAAUACGCCCCUGGACAAAUGCAUCAAGGCAAUUUACGGCAGUUGGAAAAAUCUUCUGUACCUUGGCGGUAUGAGCCGGCCGUCCAAAGCCGUGACUCAAGCGAAGAAAGUAGCACCACCGGCUGUACCAGACGUGUUUCGACACUCGGGCUCCUCUUUUGGCUCGGCUGGAUAUGCUAGCAGCGAGGAUAGCUGCUUCCUCCCCGGAAGCGGCCCCGGAGGUACGACGGACGAUGGUUCCUACGGGAUGCCAUCUGGAAAAAGUCCGGGACCUAUUUUUACCCAUCCUGGCUUCGCCUUCCCGCCGGUGAUCGGCAAAUAUGCCCACGCCGAAGAUCAAGGUAUUGAUAUGACCCAGAGUCCCGGCAGGGACAGUCCUGGUAGUUCUGGAUCAGGUUCCGGUUCUAGACAUUCUACGGCAUCGUUGGAUUCUGGAAGAGCGUCCGGAUAUCAUUUGGGACCCAGAGGACCCGGUGCUCUUGCCUCGUCUCCCAGAUGCUCCAUCAGUUCCCUCGGAAGUCAUCCUGACCGACCGGCGGACCUCGAUGUCGUCCAUGCUUGGUUAACCGAACUCCAAUUUGAGGAGUAUUUCCCUUUGUUCGCUUCCGCAGGUUACGACCUUGCUACUAUAACGCGCAUGACACCAGAGGAUCUCACAGCUAUAGGUAUUAAAAAACCCAAUCAUAGAAAGCGGCUGAAAGCGGAGAUAGACAAUUUGAAUAUAGGAGAUGGAUUGCCGGAACAUGUACCUGGAUCGCUGGAAGAAUGGCUCAGACUUCUUAGGCUCGAGGAAUAUCUUGGUGCUCUUCAUCAGCAGGGCAUGCGUUCUGUCGAGGACGUGACAACCCUUACUUGGGAGGACCUUGAGGACAUUGGUAUCGUACGCUUAGGACAUCAGAAGAAAUUAUUACUGGCGAUUAAGAGAGUUAAGGAUAUACGUGCCGGCAAACGUAUACAACCGCUUGAUCUUGCCCGUUUACCGCCACAUCCUGGACACACGCAGGACGUUGUUAUUCAACGAGGUGGGCCUGAUCUGCCAUCACCCGACGAGGAUUGUUCUUCCCCUGUCCUCAGAUCGUUUCAAAGAGGUGGGAGCGAUACGACUUGCAGUGCUACUUGGAGAAGUAUGUACGCAGCGCUUCCAGCUGAUUAUGGCACAGUCGGUCGUACCGGCUCACGGGGAAAAUCUUUGGAGAGCUUAGAAGACGCGCCUCUUGGUUAUCCUCCAUCGCCCGCUCCAACAUCGCAUCCGCAACCCUUUGAUUGGCGUCCACGCAGUUUCGAGGAUGGCGAUCUUACACCUACGAAUGACGCUUCCGCUGUAGACACCGGUGGCGGCGGCGGUACUCUUCCACGACCAAGACAUUGCCUUGUUCGCCCGCGACCUGUAGCUAAGGUCACUGCAACACCAGGACAAUACAAAUCUCUGCCAAGAGAUUUGGAUAACAAGUAUCAAUUAACUUACGGGCUGGAGAGUAGUCCGCACCUUCCAAAACGAUGUCCUCCGUCGCCUCCGAGACGGCAGAGUUCCAGAGACGCAACUAGUUCUUCCAUAGUAGGCGUAGGUACAGCGAUCGGCGAUGUCGUGAUAGACUGUAGCGGACCGGUACCGACCGCUUCCUGCGACGAUCAUCAUAUACAUCAGCAUCAUCUUCAGCAUCACCAUUUGCUUCAUCACCCACCGCCGCCACCACCGGCACCCACGCCUGCGCCUUCUACACCGCCGCAACUGAAUCGACCGCCUUCCUCCAUGUCACGUUCAUGGGGUAGCGUCAGCGUCAACGUUAACGAGGAACACGAGUUAAUCGCUACUCUUGCUCUGCAGCAUCGCAAUGGAUCGGAUGCUAGUUUUAAGUCAAGUUCCAGUACAGAAUCAGACUCAUUGCCGUUUGCCAAUGAGAAUGCCGGCACGAUAAAGCAAAGGGCUGGCCGAGCGCAAGAAUACGUACCGGUUGGACCGAAUACCAGUAUCGGCGGACACGUAAUCAAUCAUCAUUCCAGUGGCGGCGAACCCGCGGACGUUCUCAACGACAUUGGGAAUAUGCUUGCCAAUCUCACGGAUGAACUCGAUGCGAUGCUUGAAGAGGAGAAACGCCAGGGCCUCAACUCAUAAUCACUGCCUUCGUUUUCUAAUUGACCAGAGUUGCCAUAAGGAACGUAAGCUUGGCUCCAUUGUCACUGAUACGCGAGAUAAGAUAUUUGUUUAGUGCAGGGUACGUGCUUGGACACGAGUAAAUUCACAUGCAAUUUCACGAAGAGGAAUCCAUGAAAGGAAUCCACGAAUCGCGUCGAGAGAUUCGAAAAUCUCUUAUCCUAUAAGAAUGUUAAAGACAGAAAUAUUUACCGAUACAUAUAUAUAGACAUAUAUUAUACUUUUUUUGUUGCAUUUUAUUUCUGGAGAAAUGAGAGUGACGUAUUAUAUCGCUCUAAAUCGAAUAGUGAUAUUCGGUUUUGUACUGUACAGAUUAAUGCAUAUGUAAAACAUAUUUUCGCGAUGAUUUGUACUUUGCUUCGAUCAUAGUUUCCUUCAUCGUCUCUUCAUUCGGGAGGGAAAAGCGCUUUACUUUUACAUGUAAACAUCGGAGAAAGUUCCAGCAAGUUUCCAGACGCAGCUACGAUAAUAUCGCACAAUCCUUAAGUGUUUUCUACUUCUAUUGAAGUAGUUGUAGUUUACAUUUUUUGUUAUUCCUUUUUUUUAUAAUGGACAAUAUUAGAAAUGAGUGAUAAUGUAGAACAUAUCACUCUAUUCUAUCUGAUAAAUUAGCGCGACGAUCUUCAAGAAGACGAUAUAUGAGAUUACUGAUGAUAAAAGGGGAGAGGAAUACAUUUUUUAAGAGUACAGAUAUAUUGAAUGUAUAAUCAUGAUUUGUAUACAAGCAUGUUGCGCAAACAAUUUGAAAAAGAUAUAUGCAUCUUCCAUAUAAAAAAAACCAUCUUACAGUUUGUAAUUAUAACACGUACAAAAAAGUAGACCUUUUUUCUAGGAAUUUGAUUUUUGUCAAUACAUUCCAGCAGAGAUUUUUCCAUUUCCGUCCUUCAUUAAAUCAAUAGUAGUCGAAAUUUUUUAUUCAUAGCUUACUCAGUUAUCAAAUCAUGUGUUUCACGUUUCAUCGUUCAAGUGAAACAACUCCGAAUGUCAAAGAGAAAAAUAUAGAGAUUGUUAUAACGAUAAAAAAAAUAAUUAACAAUCUUAAUUAUAAUGUAAUCUAAUUUUUUAAAAAGAUUAGAAGACAUAGACAAAUGCUUUUUUUCAAGAGAGUUCUAUAAGAAAUACAAGUAUUGCAGAUAGAAUUUCAAGGCGGUAUGGUUUAGUUCAGAAAUAUAAGUAAAUGUAUGCUAAUUAACAUUUUAUAUUUAUUAUCCGUACUAACGAAUGUAGAAACGUAUUACAUAACUUAUUAAUUGUAUGGUACGUCCAAAUGUGCAGAUGAAGCACUUGGAAAGUAUUCAUAUGUAUUAAAUCAAAGUAAAAUUGUAACUGCAGAGACACGUUUUCGAAUGUCUUUGCUGUGUUUGAGGAUCUGUGUUUCUGAUAUGUUUUCAGAUCUGGAUGUAGCAUUUUGCAAGAAAUUUUUAUAAGAUAUCUUAUGAUGUACGCGAUUGGGAAUAAUUUACUUCUGUGAAGUUGUCCCCCCAUUCUUUAAAUUUUCUAAAAAUAAUUAAAGUUCUGGAUGUCCUCCGAAAAAAAGUUCUAGAAUAAUCUAUUAGCUUUGAAAAUUUAAAGAAUAAGGGACCAACUUUAUAGAGGUGAAUAAUUAUACAAGAAACAUUUUUUCAUCUACCUUCGCAAUAAUAAUAAUGCUCUCGUAAUAAUGCAAACAGAAAUUUAAACUAAGAAUUCCUCGAAACGACAUAACAGGAAUAUUGUUGACUUUUAAUAUUUCAAGAUAAGCUAAAAAAAUAUUUUGUGCUAUAUAGUUUUAUUUAAGAAUACUUAUACCGAUAAGUCGAUAUAGUUACAUGCUUUGAUAUGUAUUAUUAAUACUCGCCGCGCGGAAAGUCUAUAUGUCUCUAUUCCCAUUUUAAACGAUCACUUUACGUACCAAUUUGAAUGAUAAAUAAUGCAAAAUGCAAGUAAUUUACGAUCAAAUAUAUAAUUAUUACAUCUCCUUUCCCCUAUGUGCGACACAUUUUUAACUCUAAAGAGGGGUCACGCAUUAUUCAUAAUCGGAUCCAAUCGCGUUCCAUAGAUAAAGAAUACAGAGCAUAUAUGGAAUUUUAAGAUACACUUAAAUCUAGAAUUAAUUUAUGAAGAAUAAAAGCUGCUGAAUGCAGAGAA
This is a messenger RNA of Nylanderia fulva, 4843 nucleotides long. It is a transcript of the gene ckn, whose product is annotated as CRK like proto-oncogene, adaptor protein. Gene Ontology annotation, biological process: axonogenesis; cell surface receptor protein tyrosine phosphatase signaling pathway. Gene Ontology annotation, cellular component: axon; focal adhesion. The record is from RefSeq and is a predicted model, not a curated record. Gene Ontology annotation, molecular function: protein phosphatase binding; signaling adaptor activity. NCBI's taxonomy places the organism in Eukaryota, Metazoa, Arthropoda, Insecta, Hymenoptera, Formicidae.